CAUAAAUACUGCGCUUGACCUGAACAGACACCAAUAAAAGCCAGCAGUUCCUUCCUGGACAAAAUCACACACAGGAGCUGCCCAGCUUUUGGAUACAAUCCAUAUCACGUCCAGAAACCUCGUCUCUGGUUCUGCAAGCACCAUGACAUCCAGCUUCUCCAUGACCAGUCACUGUCUGGGACGUACAGCGUCGUUCUCCAGCAUGUCUAUGCGGGACAUUGGGGUUCGGGGACGUCCUAAAGUCCCAGUGUCCCUCUCAUCGGCCAAUACUCUGUCCCUGUCCCGCUCCACCUCUCUGGGUAAUGGCCUGAACAUCAUAAGCAACCUCUCACUGAACGGUCUGGGAGCCGGUGCCAGCGAGAAGGAGACCAUGCAGGUCUUAAACGACCGACUUGCCAGCUACCUGGAAAAGGUGCGCUCGCUGGAGAAGUCCAACGCUGACCUGGAGCUGAAGAUUAAACAGUUUAUGACUGAGCGAGCACCCAAAGGUCACGACAUUGAGGGACUGAUGGCACAGGCACAUGCAAUUGGACAAGAGGUUAGAAAGAAGACAUUGGAGAAUGCUCGGAUCAUGCUGGAGAUUGACAACGCCAAACUUGCGGCUGAAGAUUUUAGGGUCAAAUGGGAGGCAGAAGCUACUCUUUGUCAGUCGGUUGAGAGAGACUGUCACGCUCUCAGACGAGCUAAAUCUGAUCAUGAUCAGUUCAUCACAACCCUUCGAGGAGAUCUGGACAGUCUGAAAGAAGAGCUCUAUUUCCUGAAGAAGAACCAUGAAGAGGAGAAGAACGCUCUAAAGAGCCGUCUGUCCAAUGAGCAGGUGAACGUGGAGGUGGACGCAGCUCAGGGCCCAGAUCUGGGAGCCGUCAUGGCUGAGCUGAGGGUUCAGUACGAGAACAUCGCACGCAAGAACAAAGAGGACGCAGAGAUUUGGUAUCUGAAAAAGCUGGAGGCCGUGCAGUCGGAGGUGAAGGAAAGCAAUGAGGCUCUGCGAUGCGCUCAUUCUGAACUCAAUGAAAGACGACGCUUCCUGCAGGCGCUCGAGGUGGAGCUGGACAGUCUACGCAAACAGAUUGGCGUUCUUGAAGGGAACCUGGAAGAGACGAAUCAGAAAUACACUCUAGAGAUGGAGCGUCUUCAGAGUUCACUCACACAGCUGGAGGACGAGCUCUCACAGCUGCGCCUCGACAUGCAGAGAAUCAAGACCGAUUACGAGCAGCUGCUGCGCAUCAAACAGAACCUGGAGCUGGAGAUCGCCACCUACAGGCGCCUGCUGGACGGAGAGGACGUGAUGAAAGAGAUAGUCACUCCUAAAAAAGAGCCUGAAGUGAGAACCAGGAAGAUUGUGAAGGUGGUCACCCAGACCAUGGUGAACGGAAAGGUGGUGGAUGAAUCCAGUGAAGUCGAACAGAUUGAAGAACGAAAAAAGUCUGAUUCUAUAAGGCGAGUCGCAGUAGAGCGGGUCAUUUAACAAUACACCACAGAUCGAAAGUCACACGGCGAAACUAAAUACAUACGAUACUCGCUGUUAUCCUGGAUGAAGUACUAUAGUUUUAGAGGCAGAGGUAGAAAAACGAUACGUACUGUAGCUGUGGAUGGGGAUUUGAACCUGUCUGGUCUCAGUGUGAGAAACUGAAGCAAAGGAUGAAAUCAAGCUGAAAAAGCCCCGACACCAAUCCUCCGUGGUGUCAGAUGUCUUGCUUUUGUGAGGGUUUCUGGGCGAAACAUUGACUGUACUCUCGCCAAUCAGUCCUGGUGAACAGGAGACUUUCACUUUGGUUUGCUCUGAUAAGCUCGGCUGUUCUUUUGACAUCCCAAGAAAUAUAACAGUUUAUAUAUUUAAAGGAUUAGUCGACACAAAAAUGAAAAUUGUGUUAUUAGUUACUCACCCUCAUGUUGUUCCAAUCCCCCUGAGACCUUCAUUCCUCUUCAGAACACAAGUUAGGAUAUUUUAGAUGAAAUCCUGGAGCUCUCUCGUCCUCAAUACACAGAAAUGGAACUGAGAUUAUUGAAGUCUAGAAAGGAAUUGUUGAAAUAUUCUGUGACUUCAACUGUAAGCAUAUGAAGCUACAAAAACACUUGUGAGUGCCAAAAAACGUACUUUGUUUGCCUCGGUCCUCUCUUCAGCCACGUCAGGUCCUGGUGUGCAUUUCAUUAUUUUUAGCUCUUCUCGUAAUAUUUAAUUUUCUCAGUGUAAAUAAUCUGAACCCUUUUCCUCUAAUUAUAUUGUUUAUGUGUUUUGGAAAGGUUUUAUGUAUGUUAAGGAUUCUUUAUGGAACCUUUAGCGAUGUUUCCAUUUUUAUGUGAUAUAGCAAAUUGUGCAUUAAAAACAGUAGAUGGAAGCGUAGAUAUGAUUAUAAUAUUACACAUGAACCACACAAAAAGACAAUACUGAUGAGACAAUUUCUUUAAAUAAUUCAAAUAAGUGCUUUAAAUAUACUCAAUAUUACUCAAAGACUUGUGAAAGUUACUUAUGUGUUAAACAAAAUACAGUAAAUAUGACUCAUUAAUAUUAAUAAUAAACAUUUUACUUGCAUAAAUUCAUGCAUUUUCACUUAGAUGAAAUACGGCAUAAAACUUUCAUGCUGGAAUGAUUUUGUCGAUAGGCAUACAUGUAUGUCAACAGAAUACAUUGUGUGAAACUUGUGUUUCAAAAUGUUCCCCACACAAUUAGUGAAGCCCAAGAUAGUAAAACAUGCACUAAAAUACAAAAAAAACAAAAAACAAAACACAGGUUUACUGUAAGUACUAUGUUUAGAUAUUGGGUUGGAGACAGAAAUGUUGUUUAGUCAGAUUAAAAACAAUUAAAAGUCUAUGGAAAGUCCCCACAAUACACAGAAACCUAAUAUGCGUGUGAUGUUUUUGGAUCUAAAAGCAUGUGCGAUGUUUUGUUCCCUUAUAUUUAGAUAUUUAUUACUCCUUAUAAUUAUAAUAUAACGUUUCUUCCUGGACAAAAGGGACCUGAAUGCAGUAAGAGGGCUAAAAGAAAUCAUGAUUGUUGUUAUUUUAAAAAUCUAAAGAACCUUCCUUUCCACUAUAAAGAUCCUUUUGUAGGGUGGAAAUUCUCCAUAGACUUUAAAGGUUCUUCGUUGAGCCGUACAGUACGUUUAUUUACAAUGGAAAUGCAAUACUAAUAUAACAGUCCCGUUCAGUUUUUAAUUUUCAUAAUGAGGGUGGCUGAAACAUGAAAGGUUUUUUUUUAAAUAACUGACAACAUUUUCAGGCCUUUUGAGCGUUUUUAGAUGGAGCACAAUGACAAAGUUACUUAUGAACAAACAAAAAGCUUGUCUUUUUUUACAGCCUGUGUAUUAUCCCAUAUAAACCACUGUGCCGAUGAGUAAAUGUACUGUAUGGUUAAGCAUUUGCAAUAAACUGUGCAUUCUGA
Molecule: messenger RNA, 3382 nt
Organism: Danio rerio (zebrafish)
Lineage: Eukaryota; Metazoa; Chordata; Actinopteri; Cypriniformes; Danionidae
Source: RefSeq, a predicted model, not a curated record